AUUUUUGGACAAACUCCUGGAUGGCAAUCGCUUAUCAACGAAGAAAACCAAGUCAUGGGUUGAGAGUCUGAUCGAUACGGCGUUUCACGGAAAUUUGAAAAUGGAUGUGAAUAUCGAUGGUACCAAUUGUCCCAUCAAGAUAGACAUAAUCAAAAGUGGACCAGCGUUGACCAUAAAACUGGAAGGUGUCCACAAUUUGAAAAAAUUCGAACUAAAAAUUGACUUUGUCCCUUGUUUUAUUUUCCCAGCGGAUCAGUGGCCCAAAAAUGGUUACAGGCGAAAUCUUUCACAUAAUAAGAAAACUUUUUUCGUUGUCCCGAAAAGUCCGAACGAUUUGGACGUUUACAACUGGAGACUGAGCUUCCAAGAACAAGAGCGUGAAUUACUCCAUAAUUACAAAAACAUGAAGUCGAGCAUUAGACUAAUCAAGAAAAUACGAGACCGACAUGACCACAACAUUGCCAGCUAUUUUAUCAAGACUGUCUUUAUGUGGGAACUGGAAAAUUUCGAUAAAAAUUUCUGGGAACAGUCGUUAAGUUUCGUGUUUAUGACUAUGUUGAGAAAAUACGGUGAGUAUAUAAAACGGCGCAACAUCCCGAACUAUUGGCACGAAAAACACAAUCUGAUCGAAGAUUUGAGAGAAGAAACUGCUGUUUGUAUCGCAAAUAAAAUCCGGAAUAUUGGCGACCACAUCGAGCGAAUUUGUAGCACAAACUCGGGUUUUUACGACAUUGUUAAUUAUUUCUUAAAGUCCCACGAGUUUGACUUGGACAGUUUUAAACAAGAAGUGAGUGUUGGUAAAAAGCUGCUCAAACGAAUGGAAUCUGACAAAAAUCUGGCACAAGUUUCGACAAAUUCUGACGAUUCGGAAACGUCUGAUUUUGCAAAAUUGGAAAAUUUGUGCCUUCAAUUGGCCUCAGAUCAGAGGAAGAUUGUGGGUUUGCUGGAACGUUUGGGGGAAGAUUUGGAGAAGAAGAAAACGGAAGAUGAACGAAUUGUGAGGAGGAUUGAGUCAAAAAUUGACCGCUUGUUGGCGAAAAUAACUGUUGAAGAUUUUACGAGGUGAUUUAGAAAAAAAAAAAGUGUUAUUUUGUCGUUUUCUCAAGUCUAGGCAAAUUGUAUUGAUAAAGAGGGCUGACAUUAGGAAAACAGCUUUAAUAAA
This is a messenger RNA of Tribolium castaneum (red flour beetle), 1162 nucleotides long. Its product is annotated as cyclic GMP-AMP synthase-like receptor. The transcript has 6 exons. NCBI's taxonomy places the organism in Eukaryota, Metazoa, Arthropoda, Insecta, Coleoptera, Tenebrionidae. Bases 101 to 1066 code for a protein of 321 amino acids. The record is from RefSeq and is a predicted model, not a curated record.